This is a messenger RNA of Ziziphus jujuba (common jujube), 1044 nucleotides long. Its product is annotated as putative disease resistance protein At3g14460. The transcript is spliced from 3 exons. Gene Ontology annotation, biological process: defense response to other organism. Bases 1 to 1044 code for a protein of 347 amino acids. Lineage: Eukaryota; Viridiplantae; Streptophyta; Magnoliopsida; Rosales; Rhamnaceae. The record is from RefSeq and is a predicted model, not a curated record.
AUGGAAGAUGUAGGUGAUGAAUAUUCCAAUGAGUUAGUUUCAACAUCAUUUUUCCAAAGAUCUAGUGGACAAGAAUUAUUUGGCAUGCAUGAUCUUGUUCAUGAUUUAGCCAAAUAUGUAUCCAGGGGAUAUUGUAUUAUAUUACAAGAUGACAGCCCAAAAGAUGCCAUUGUGAAUGUGCAUCAUGCUUCUGUUAGAUAUUUGGAUUCGCCAAUGAGAUAUGAUUCUAUUAUUACUGAAGCAACCCAUUUGCGUACCAUUUUCCCACUAUUUCCGACUUCACAUAGAUACUUAUCUAAUGAAGUAGUGAAUCCUAUAAUAUUAAACUUGAGGUAUUUAAGAGUAUUAUCAUUUCAUGGUUGUGUAACUGUGAAGGAAUUGUCUGAAUCAAUUGGUGAGCUAAAGCAUCUUCGCUUCCUUAGGCUCAGCCACACUAGAAUUGAAAGACUGCCAAAAUCUGUGGGUAAAUUAUUGGUAGAGAUGCCAAGGCAAAUGAGUAAAUUGAAAAGUCUCCAAACGUUGACUGAUUACAUUGUCGGAAAAGAUAAUGUGACCAACAUAGGAGAGUUGAGGGAGCUUUCCGAUCUUCAAGGGCAACUUUGUCUUCAGAAUUUAGAGAAUGUUGCAAAAGCAAGUGAUGCAUCAGAUGCCAAGUUGGUGGACAAGAAGCAUCUUGAAGCACUGCGUUUGGACUGGAAAGGCGAUGAUAAAGAUCGAAAACAUGACAGACAUGUACUCGACAACCUAUUACCUCAUACAAACUUGAAAAGGCUUACUGUCCAUGGAUAUGGAGCUACCAUCCCUGAAACUCUUGAAAUUCAUGGACUAAAUAGGGUGGUGAAUGUGGGUGCUGAGUUUUACGGGUUCAAUUCUUCUAAUAAUUCUGUGAGAAAGCCGUUUGCAUCAUUGAGAAUCUUAAGUUUCAGUAAUAUGUCAGCAUGGAAAAAAUGGUCUUCCAUUGAAGUUGAAGAAGGUGGUGAAGUUUUCCAUAAGCUGCAAGAACUCCGAAUAAUUAACUGUGAUAAGCUGACGACAGUUGAUUGA